AGUGUGUCUGUUGGAAGGUUGGAACUUGGAAGUUGCAAACUGUACUGUUGUGAUGCAUCAUCCUAUUAUUAUUAAAUAGUAUAUUUCUUCAGCCUUUAUUUCUCAAGUGAUGUUAAAGUUUUCAACUUUGUUUUCCGUUUAUUUUUAAACGCAGUUUCUUGAAAUAUAUAUUCAGCAUAAUUCAUUUUAUUCCACUUACUUGGCGCACUAUUUUUAUCAUCGUUAUCCCGCGGAGUGACACUACUAUAUAUUUAAGCGUCGCUCUCACUUUCAUGGCCUCUUCUUCCUAAGAAGUCAGUAUAGUCACUUUUAUGUGAGGUUGUGUGUCCUGUGAAAGGUUACACAACCCACUUAUUCGUGAAAAAUAACUCACUUUUAAAAACCCCAAAAAAAUCAUAAAAUACUAAAACUACAAAAAAAUAGUAAAAAUCGAAAAUAACGGGUAACUUUCAAGUUUGGUUGAAACGUGGUUUGGAUCGUGCAACGUGGGCUCCUUUCGUAUCUGGCCUGAGUGAACGUGUAUCGUGUCUUUCCAAGUAUAUUUUCAAAUAUUUUCGAAUUAUUACUUUAAAAAAUGAAUCCAGGUCCGGGUGGUCCAAAUUAUCCAAUGGCUUCACUUUAUGUAGGAGAUUUGCAAGCCGAAGUUACUGAGGCCAUGCUGUUCGAAAAGUUUUCGACGGCUGGCCCAGUAUUGUCAAUCAGGGUGUGUAGAGACAUGAUAACUCGCAGAUCCUUGGGUUAUGCAUAUGUGAAUUUCCAACAGCCUGGCGAUGCUGAAAGAGCAUUGGAUACGAUGAACUUUGAUAUGUUAAAAGGGCGUCCAAUCAGAAUUAUGUGGUCUCAAAGAGAUCCUUCAUUGAGAAAAUCUGGGAUUGGAAACGUAUUCAUAAAAAAUUUGGACAAAACUAUCGACAACAAAGCCAUGUAUGAUACGUUUUCUGCGUUUGGCAACAUUCUCAGCUGCAAGGUCGCUCAAGAUGAAACCGGUGCUUCAAAAGGAUAUGGAUUUGUGCACUUUGAAACUGAAGAAGCAGCAAACAAAUCUAUUGACAAAGUGAACGGAAUGUUGCUCAAUGGCAAGAAGGUAUUCGUUGGCAAAUUCAUCCCACGCAAGGAACGCGAGAAGGAGCUGGGAGAGAAAGCUAAGCAAUUCACGAACGUGUAUGUCAAAAACUUUGGAGAAGAAUUCUCCGACGACAUGCUCCGUGAAAUGUUUGAAACUUAUGGACGUAUAACUAGCCACAGGGUGAUGAACAAGGAAGAUGGCAAAUCGAGAGGAUUUGGUUUUGUAGCGUUCGAAGAUCCAGAGGCAGCCGAGCGUGCAGUGGACGACCUGAACGGCAAGGAAGUGUUUGAAGGAAAGCCGCUGUACGUUGGUCGAGCUCAAAAGAAGGCGGAGCGCCAGCAGGAGCUGAAACGCAAGUUCGAGCAACUGAAAAUGGAACGAUUGAACCGCUACCAGGGCGUGAAUCUGUACGUCAAGAACUUGGAUGACACCAUUGAUGACGAGCGCCUCAGAAAAGAGUUCGAACCAUUCGGAGCCAUCACCAGUGCCAAGGUGAUGCUGGAGGAUGGACGCAGCAAGGGCUUUGGAUUUGUGUGCUUCUCGUCGCCCGAGGAGGCGACAAAGGCGGUGACGGAGAUGAACGGGCGGAUCGUGGGCACGAAGCCGCUGUAUGUGGCCUUGGCGCAACGCAAGGAGGACCGCAAGGCGCACCUGGCGUCGCAGUACAUGCAGCGCAUGGCCAACAUGCGCAUGCAGCAGAUGGGCCAGAUCUUCCAGCCUGGUGGCACCAGCGGCUACUUUGUGCCCACGCUGCCGCAGCCGCAGCGCUUCUUUGGCCCCACGCAGAUGGCGCAGAUGCGGCCUCAGCCCCGCUGGGCCACGCAGCCCCAUGUUCGCCCCAAUGCACAGGCUGCUUCUUCAGGCUUCCCGAACAUGCAGGCUCCGUACCGCUCGAACCCGCGCGCUCCCGCUAACGCGCAACCAGCGCUGCGUAACGCGAUCUCGGCGCGCCCGAUCACCGGGCAGCAGACUGGACUGGGCGCACGCGGCGGCGCGGCGCAGCCGGUGUCGGUGUCGGCACAGGGUCGCUCGGCCAACUUCAAGUACACGGCAAACAUGCGCAACCCGCCGCAGCAGCCGAUGUCGGCCGUCGCCGCUGAGCAGCAGCCGCCGCAACAGCAGGCUGUGCUUGUGCAGGGCCAGGAGCCGCUCACCGCUUCCAUGCUCUCUAGCGCCAACGCCACCGAUCAGAAGCAGAUGCUCGGCGAACGUCUCUUCCCUGUUAUUUACAGAAUGUAUCCAGAACUCGCUGGUAAAAUCACAGGGAUGUUGCUUGAAAUUGACAAUACAGAGCUUCUUCACAUGUUGGAGCAUCAUGAAUCUCUGCAGGCCAAGGUCGAAGAGGCUGUGGCUGUGCUUCAAGCUCAUCAAGCUAAACAAGCUGCAUCCCAGAUAAAAAAGGAGCCGUAGAUUGACCAUUGAGUCGUGCGGGUAAAAAUAGUGAUGAAUGCAACACUUAUCCUUAAGAUUCAGUUGAUACAUUGUCGGAAUUUCAAUGAACAUAAUUUUGUUGAACGUCAAGUCUCUAGUAGUUCUAUCCAACCUCUGCAUGUGUCAUGUGUGAUCCAUAGCAGAACACUUGGACAGAACCGCUAGAAACUAUGUUCACUGACACUAACACAAUUGACACGUCUUUAAGAUUCCUAUUGACACUUAUUAUGUUAAUGGGAUAAAUGACACUACGGUUGUAUUGAGUCUAAUAUUUGAGUUAUCUUUUGUUGUGUGACCACUUGCUUUGAAUAGCCAUACUUUCAUGUCGUUCGUUUUUACAGUUGUAGUUUCCUUGUUUAAUUUUAUCCUAGUUUCUUGAAAGUCAUUAUUUUCAAAUAAAUAAGAUAACCAUGCUCAACUAUUCUAGUGUAAACCUAUUGGUGGCUUAACUUUGAAGAAAAUUGUUGUUUUCUAUUAUUCAAUUUAGUGCACCCUUUGUUUUAUGGCAUGUCUGUAAUUCCAGUGGAAGGAAGUAGUUUAUUUUUAAGGUUAAUUUAAGACCUGUUGGCUAUCAACAUUUCUUUGUGGCCUGGAAGUAAAAUGUCUUGAGUUCAUGAAAAAUUAUAUUUUAAUGUAUCACUCAAUUAACAUGCAACAAAGUUAGCAUUAUUGUAAUUCCGCGUGUAUCAGUUACAUUUAUUAUUUUUUUGAUUCAUCAUUAUUAUUCUUAUAAUUAUUAUUACUAUUAUUCUUUUCUUUAUUAUUUCAUGUUAUAUGAACGUGCCUUCUGGUAACAUUUCUCAUUUCCCCUUCUCUGUAUUUGGUUCUUGGGGCUUUUUUUGAGAAUAAAUAUGAAUUUAAA
Molecule: messenger RNA, 3359 nt
Organism: Nilaparvata lugens (brown planthopper)
Lineage: Eukaryota; Metazoa; Arthropoda; Insecta; Hemiptera; Delphacidae
Gene: pAbp
Product: polyadenylate-binding protein 4-like
Exons: 10
Coding region: 575-2476 (633 amino acids)
Cellular component (GO): cytoplasmic stress granule; cytosol; nucleus
Molecular function (GO): poly(U) RNA binding; mRNA 3'-UTR binding; poly(A) binding
Source: RefSeq, a predicted model, not a curated record